This is a messenger RNA of Hemiscyllium ocellatum (epaulette shark), 888 nucleotides long. Its product is annotated as rhomboid-related protein 4-like. The transcript has 4 exons. Lineage: Eukaryota; Metazoa; Chordata; Chondrichthyes; Orectolobiformes; Hemiscylliidae. Gene Ontology annotation, cellular component: membrane. The record is from RefSeq and is a predicted model, not a curated record. Gene Ontology annotation, molecular function: serine-type endopeptidase activity. The coding region runs from base 1 to 888 and encodes 295 amino acids.
AUGUUGCUCUUGACGUGGAGUCCUGUGUGGGCCAGGCCCAAUUCUGGGUUCGGUAAACGGGCACUGGUGAAGUAUUACCGAACCACUCCGGCGGAGAUCACCCUUGGAAAAUGUUCGAUGGAGGAGUUACUGGGCAGCUACAUUAUCUUUAUCAUCCUCCUUUUCAUUGAAACCCGGGGAAUCCCCCCCAUCACUCUGGCCAUCAUCAUCCUCAACAUGUUUAUAUUCCUCGCCCCUGAGCUCCACGUGGCAGAGGUCUGUCUCAGUGUCAACACCACCUUCCUGGGCUGUGAGUGGCAGCGCCUCCUGCUGGCACCGCUGCACCACAUCGACGUCGACCACCUUGGCUUCAACAUGGCGUCGCUGGUGUGGAAGGGCAGCAAGAUGGAGAGACGGGUGGGCAGUGCCCGCUUCUUGUUCUCCACUCUCAUCUUGGGCCUCCUGACGGGAGUCACCUACUUGACCAUCAAGGCAGCCCUCGCCAUGCUGCUGACCGAGAGAUUCAACAUGGACUGCGCAGUGGGCUUCUCAGGUGUCCUGUUCGCCCUCAAAGUGAUCAACAACAGUCACAGUGCUGACGGGGAGAUUCCUGGGCCAAUCAAAAUUAAAAAACGGGACGCUUGCUGGGCAGAACUUAUUCUGAUUCACCUACUCUCUCCGAGAUCUUCUUUCGUUGGCCAUCUAGCAGGAAUUCUGGUCGGCCUUGCCUAUGUGAAAGGACCCCUGAAGAUGAUGAUUAAUUGGUUUACUGGCCAAGAAUAUGGUGCAAUGCGGUUCCCAGAGUGCUGUCACCGUCGGAAUAUGUGUCUGGAUUUGGAGCUAGAAAGAGGUGAGCUCAUGGCCGAAGUGUGUUUUCCUACCAGUGACUGCAUCUGGGUGUUUGUGUGA